CCAGUUAGUUACUGUUGAGUUGUCAGUGAGAAGAGACGCACCGACAGACAGACGGUGUGAAGGCUCCCCCGGGGUCUGUCCCCCCUCUCUUCCUCUUCUUCCAGGCCCUUCUGAUCACCGUCCCGGCUGGUGGCGAGCUGCCUGCUGUUCUCUCCCUGCAGCUGGUCCACUGUUUCCUGCAGCGUGGCGCCAUGCAGCUGGUCACCCACGCUGUCAGCAACAACAAACUGAGCUUCUCUGAGGAUCUGGGCGACCUCCUGACUGAGCAUGCUCAGAAGAACCCCCGCGUGGCUGACGUGUGUCUGGCGUUGGCUACCAUCGUCUACGAGGCCUGCAGGAUGGACAGGAAGACCGCACUGAGCAUGUGCAGGAGGGGCUUGAUCCACAGCGCCGCCAACUUCAUGGACCACUGCGAGGAACUCACAGCUGAGGACUGUAUGUGGGUUCUGUGUCUCUCGCCCAGCCUCUCCCUCCUCCAGCUGUUGACGGCUCCUCAGCAGGGCCGGGCGGCCAUCUUGUCUGUGGGCGUGGCCUGUUCCACUCUGCUGUCUGACCCUCAGCAGCAGCAGCUCUCUCUGCAGCUCCUGGACAGCUUGGUCAGCAGAGGACGAGGGGUUUUAGAGGAGGCCAUCCUGCAGGACAGCAGCUCUUCUGUGGACCUUUGGACCAACGUGGCGUCUCUGUGCUCCGAGCUGAACCGGGCCGACCUGAGCCGGGCCGUCCUGUCCGUCCUGCUGGGCCAGAGCGGGACCAGCGUCCUGUCCCCGGACCUGGAGGGAGCCCGGCUUAUGGAGCACGUCUUCUUCUGAAAACUGAAGCUGAAAGGUAGAAUAAUCACAGCGGAGUGAAGAGUAAACACCGGCUGGUAUUAACCUGUUUGAAAACACUGAAAGAGUUCUGAUAGAUGUUGUAAAAGCAGCUUUACGUCUCUACGUUUAUAUAUUAAAUAUUAAAUCCGAGGACCUUUGAAUGACUGUUCCUGUAGUGUAAUUUAAAGGCUUAAAUUGUUGUGUG
Messenger RNA from Sander lucioperca (pikeperch), 1014 nucleotides. Its product is annotated as clathrin heavy chain linker domain-containing protein 1-like. NCBI's taxonomy places the organism in Eukaryota, Metazoa, Chordata, Actinopteri, Perciformes, Percidae. The transcript has 5 exons. The record is from RefSeq and is a predicted model, not a curated record. Bases 192 to 809 code for a protein of 205 amino acids.